Molecule: messenger RNA, 1125 nt
Organism: Octopus sinensis (East Asian common octopus)
Lineage: Eukaryota; Metazoa; Mollusca; Cephalopoda; Octopoda; Octopodidae
Product: dihydrofolate reductase
Exons: 6
Coding region: 469-1056 (195 amino acids)
Biological process (GO): glycine biosynthetic process; dihydrofolate metabolic process; folic acid metabolic process
Cellular component (GO): mitochondrion
Molecular function (GO): dihydrofolate reductase activity; NADP binding
Source: RefSeq, a predicted model, not a curated record
CUCCAACAUUUCCUUCAAAGAAUAUACUUUUUCAAAAAGUUACGAAGAAACAACAUCGUGGGAGCACAAAGCUGUAGUUGUGCUUACAAAAAGAUGUGAUGGUCACGGCUGGAAUGCCUCUGAUUUUAUUGUUGAACUGAGAUUAAAUACAACUGGAAUAUAUCUAUCUAAAUUGAUAAGAGAAGCUAGAAGCAAACAGGUUGCAUAAGGGGCGUAACUCUUUACAUAGGAAAAUAGAGUCACUUACCUUGACAUAAACUCUUUUAAAGAAAGACAAAGAAAAAUACUUGUUUAUAAGUAGACAACGAAAAUGGCGCGAAUUCAGGGACAGCAUGACACAUACACACACACAUACAUAAACACACGUUUAUGCAUACACAUUUAUACAUUCAAAGAGAAACUGUUACGAAGUGAAAGGGCGAGAAAAAAAAUAUACAAGAAAAGCACUAACAUUGCGCGCUCUUUAAAAUGGCUGAAACGAAUGGUGUUCAUAGCACGAUGAAUGGCAUUAAACUGAAUAUGAUUGUGGCUAUGUGUAAGAACAGAGGCAUCGGUUGUAAGAACAAAAUACCUUGGAGAUUAAAGAAAGAGAUGGCUUUCUUCUCCUUCAUUACUAAAAAGUCAGAAGAUCCAGACAAGCAAAAUGUAGUGGUAAUGGGCCGGAAGACCUAUGAAGGAAUUCCAAAGAAAUUCUUUCCACUCGCUAACAGAAUCAACAUUGUUCUCAGCAAAAGCAUGCCCAAUGCUCCUGAAGGAGCUCACCUUGCCAGAGAUUUAAAAGAAGCUAUCGAUUUAUUCCAAAAUGGUUCCAUCAAAGAUAAAGUGAACAAGCUUUUUAUUAUUGGUGGCAGCGGAGUGUACCAAGAAGUUCUCGAAUCAAACUACGACAUCCGACUUUAUCUCACCAGAAUACAUGCAGACUUCGAUGUUGAUGUGUUUUUCCCAGAGUUUGAAUCCAAACAAUACAAGGAACUCAACAAUGUUGAAGAUGUUCCAAGUGAAGAACAAGAGGAAAAUGGUAUUAAAUGGACCUACCAUGUGUAUGAAAGAUGCUAACCUUUCUUCCACUAAAUUAACAAUAUUGAGAUUUAUAUUUAUCAUUACCAAUAAACAACUUCAUUGCUC